GGUUGAUAUAUGGAUCCUCAUGGUACAAUUUGAACCUUAAUAAUUGGCACCUAUCCAUAUCCUGGAUUGGGUGAAGAUGAGUUCACUAGCACCAUUUUCAGCAACUGGAACAUGCCUCACUUCCCUGCAUCCCCUUAACAAUUCAUCACCGCCAAAACCACCACCUCUGACUCUGACUCCUAUAAAAUGUGCUGCUACCCAACUCCAACCGCCAGUAACAGCUCAAAAAGAGAGCCAGUUCAAGAGAAGAGACGCUAUAGGCCUUGCCUUGAGUGUUGGCAUUCUUCAAGCUUUCUUUCCACCAAAACCAGCUUCAGCAGCAGUGGAAGCACCACCGUGUGAAUUAACAGCAGCUCCUUCUGGCCUCGCUUUCUGUGAUAAGCUUGUUGGCACGGGUCCUCAAGCUGUUAAGGGACAACUCAUCAAGGCACAUUAUGUAGGGAGAUUGGAGAAUGGGAAAAUUUUCGACAGCAGCUAUAAUCGUGGCCAGCCACUCACAUUUCGCGUCGGUGUUGGAGAGGUCAUCAAAGGAUGGGAUGAAGGCAUUAUAGGAGGUGAUGGAAUUCCACCCAUGCUUGCAGGAGGCAAACGUACACUGAAGCUUCCUCCAGAACUUGCAUAUGGUUCAAGAGGAGCUGGUUGUAGAGGAGGUUCGUGUGUCAUUCCUCCUGAUUCGGUACUCUUAUUUGAUGUGGAGUUUGUUAGCAAAGUAUGAUUUACAAAGCCAUGCGCAGCCAAAUUACUUUCCUUUAUCUUGAGAAUGGAGCUUAGAUUUGGAUUAGGUUCCCUGCAGGAAGGGAUACACUAUAUCCAUGCAAUCACACAAUCUGAGUCAUCCGGUCAUGAUCGUUCGGUUCAUAUAUUUCAUCAAGAUCGGACCAUAGAUAUAAGUUUAAAAUCUGAGCUGGCCGAUCUUGAUCCGAUCGCUCAGAUUGCGUUAUUGCGUGAAUGUAGAGAUUCCUGACAAAUCCAUUUCCCUUAGAUUUAUAUUGUUUUCCCUCUGUUGGUUAUAUAUUUGAUGACUGUGAUAUUACCUAUAUUACACGUAAGAACAGUUUCAGCGUUCUUAUAUCUAAAGUUGAACAAGAGAGUAAAGAAUUACCUGAUAAAUUCAUGACUGAUUAGUUACAAUAAA
Messenger RNA from Lotus japonicus, 1135 nucleotides. Its product is annotated as peptidyl-prolyl cis-trans isomerase FKBP13, chloroplastic-like. Gene Ontology annotation, cellular component: chloroplast. Gene Ontology annotation, molecular function: peptidyl-prolyl cis-trans isomerase activity. The coding region runs from base 77 to 715 and encodes 212 amino acids. Lineage: Eukaryota; Viridiplantae; Streptophyta; Magnoliopsida; Fabales; Fabaceae. The transcript has 5 exons. The record is from RefSeq and is a predicted model, not a curated record.